Molecule: messenger RNA, 4712 nt
Organism: Cephus cinctus (wheat stem sawfly)
Lineage: Eukaryota; Metazoa; Arthropoda; Insecta; Hymenoptera; Cephidae
Product: ATP-binding cassette sub-family G member 5
Exons: 7
Coding region: 1373-3802 (809 amino acids)
Cellular component (GO): plasma membrane
Molecular function (GO): ABC-type transporter activity; ATP binding; ATP hydrolysis activity
Source: RefSeq, a predicted model, not a curated record
UUUGGCACACGCCCCUCGCCAGAGAUUUAUGUGUAAAAAUUCAAUUAUUCUGGGAAUCCAGGCCACGAGAGUAACUUGAGUAUAUAUGUGCAUUCUGUAUAUAUCUAUAUGAGGCUGAAAUAUUCAGAAAGGAGUGCGUGGGACAAUCUCACAGUUGGUAUAGCAGAUCUAGGAAUUGGGAUCAUUAAAUGAACCAUUCACAGUGAAGAGACGACAAAAAAGGGAAAAAAGAAAGAAAUCAAGAGAAAAAGGAAGAGCCGAGGUACACGCCAGGUAGGACUUGCCGAAAGGAAUGAGAGUUUCGUGUCGUCGAUCCAAGAUCAUGACUGUCGAUUAAAAAAAAAAGAAGGAAAAACUUUGCACGAGCAGUGAUAAGCAUAAAAGAGAAAUGAUAAGCAUUUAGUAAGCGUGCGAGCUCGCAGCUGUCACUGUUUUACAGUAUAAAUAUCAGCGCAUAUUUAACAUUAAAAAAUAACAGUGGAAAUUGCACCUUUCAAGCAACUGUUACUAUUCGUUAAAAUUGUUGAAACCAUUUUGUUGUUAAUCUAACCACUUUCUACCGUACAUUUGCUGUAUCUUGGAAUUCCAUAAUGCGGAACUUUGUAAAAUCAUGAUACAGGUCAGGUAUCUUGAAAACGUGUCUUUCUCACGCGCAGCGCUUCUUUGUGUGCACGUAAAAUAAAACUUAAAAAAUAUUUUCAAGUAUAAGAAAAUAAAAAUAGCUGAAACGUACUUUACGAGCGUCAUCCUUUUAUCGCUCGGUGGAAAAAAUGUAAACCCAUAAGUGUUACUUUAAUGCGGGUAUAGAUAAUACCGUCACGCAUUCCAUGGCAACUGCCUAUUGACAAUCUAUUCGUGCUUAUAUCGUUUAUGGUUGGCUAGACCGAGUCUCUUGCUACGUGUUUACGACGUAUAGAUAUAGCUACUGUUAUAUGCAGGUAUGAUUCCUGGGUACGUAAUACAGUAUACAUAUAUACAUGGGAAUCUUGCGAAAUCCAUUAAAACAAGCGAGUAAUGAAAACUGGAGGGAUGCCGUUGUCGCAUUUUUUUAGGUCGACCUAAAACCGUUAACUUGGAUGCUGCGGUCUUUCUGUUAAUAUUAUAUGUUACUACGUGUCCGCGUAUGCUAAUACAGUAUGAAAAGCCCUGGUAUACAGAGAAUGGAACAUGCGCAUUCACCAUCUGCAUAUAUACAUGGCAUCCUAUGUAUAUUGUUAGCGCCGACACACGCAUCUUUUUUCACGCAUUCCAUUCUUAUGCAUAAUCGACUCGUUCUGAAGGUUUCGCUGUCACUGAAUUCAAGAAGCGACGCCUCUGUCCUUUGUGCACUGACCGUCCUGAGUAGCGAUUUGAGGAACAGUGAUCGAGGAAAAUGGGCUCAGAAGCUUGGGAAUUGGAAAGAAGGUACUCGGUACCCGGUGCUCUAGAUACCCGGGGACUUGAACCACCAGCUAGUGAAGAUUUACAUGCAUGGUCAAUUUAUAGGCAAAACUUGAAUUCAGACUUUACUGAUUCAGCUCUAGGAUCUGCUGAGAAGUCACCGUUACCUUAUGGUAAUUUUCAGCUUAGAGACUCGACAGUACAAAGCAUAUUAAGGCAUCCAAGAUAUGGCCCUAAGAGUCCCUUGGCUAAUAACUCUUAUACGUAUUUGAAAUUUGGAUUGCCGAGAGUCCUACCGCCUUCCAGGGUACGAGAUGGUUCCAGUGGUUAUGACUCUAGUGAAGAAGGACGUCGUAUCUCCCAUGCUACAGCUCACGCUAAUAUUAUGCGAUCUGCCAGAAGUGAUCCAGACUUCAGGCAGGUGCAUGCCAUGCCUAGAGAACAGGCACAUUCGCAAAUCAAUGUUCGAGAUAAUCCAAGGUUCAGAAGUGCCAGUGAAGCAAAUUUGCUGAACACUGCUAGGACUAACCGGAGGCACAGUAUAGCACCUACUGAUCCUGGUUAUGGUCAUGGCGUUCUGGGACCAGAAGCUUAUACCGUCAUGACAAUGAGACCAGUUCCUGCUCCACAACAUCCGCACCUGCAACUUCGGGGUGUCGAAGCUUCAGGUUCGGAUGGAUUGCCAUUAUUACGUGGUAUAUCCUUGGAAGCUGGAGCUAGUGAAGUUUUGGCUGUUAUGUCGACUACGGAGAGGGAAGGGACCUUGAUAGUCGAAACGAUUUCUGGAAGACGAAGAGCCAAGCGUGGCGAUAUUAUAUUGAAUGGGAGAUCGGUAUCGGCUUCUGCUUUAAGGUCUCGCGUGGCUUAUUUACCAGCAGAAAGUAGUCUGAGUCCUGGAUUAACUGCUCAGCAGACUCUAAGUUUCUAUCUGUUGUUAAGAGGAGGUGCUGGAACGUCUUCAUUGGAAGCGGAUGCCAUUUUACAAGAAUUGGGCUUGGAAGCUACCAAACAUUGUCUGGUGAACACUUUGACAACUUCUGAAGCUCGAAGAUUAGCCUUAGCUUGUCGACUGUUACAAGACUCACAUAUUCUUACCCUGGACAGACCAACUCAUGGUCUGGAUAUUUUCGACGCUUUUUUCCUCGUGGAGUAUUUAAGACAAUGGGCUGGAAGAGGCCAACGACUUGUAAUUUUGACUUUGCAUCCACCGACCUAUGAAAUUCUUACGAUGGUUUCAAGAGUCGCUCUCACUUCUGGAGGCAGGAUAAUGUACUCAGGACCCAGGCGAGACAUGCUGCCUUAUUUCGCACUUGCUGAAUUUCCCUGUCCACCCUUUAAGAAUCCAUCUGACUAUUAUCUUGAUCUAGUAACGCUUGAUGAUUUAUCAGCUGAGGCGAUGCUGGAGUCUUCGCAGAGAAUAGAUCAUCUUGCUGAAUUAGCACGAGUCCGAUUGCCAGGUCUGAGUGAUCCUGGUCCUCCUGGUGCUUUGCCACCUUCAAUUUCUGGUGCAAAUAUUUUCGUACAAAUCUACGCGCUUUUAUUGAGAGCACUCAUAUAUAGUCAACCGUGGGCCUUGACCAGACUUCUUCAGAAGAUUGUGAUAUCAGCAUCGUUGAGUAUCUUACUCGGUGCUGUGUUCUGGGAUUUAGCUGGUGAUUCAAAUUUAUAUUUGAGAGACAGAAUAGGCUUCCACUACGCAAGCCUUGCUGUGUUGUCUUGGCCGUUGAAUCUCAUAGCUAUUUGCAAUAUCGCUACUUGUAGACCCAACGUAGAAAGGGACAUGAGAGAUGGACUCUAUGGCAGAUUCGUCUAUAUUUUUGUGGAGCUUCUCUGCACUAUACCAUCCUGGUGUGUGGUAUAUCUCACGUAUCUGGCCCCAGCAUUUGCCAUGUCAGGUUUACAUCUGGCUCCUGAUGAGAACUUGACGUCUCUAUGGAAUUAUCUUGCCGUUGGGUUACUGUACUUGAUGCUGCAGCAUCUGAUAUGUGUAUUCUUUGCUCAUAUAUCCAAAUGGCCCAGUCUCGCCUCACUACUGGCCGGUAUAGUGAUCGGCGAGAUUUCAUUGGCUGGUGGUGUAACCUUACACUUAGAAAAUUUGCCAUUCUGGUACCAAAAAUUCAGUCCUAUGCAAUGGACUCUCUCAUUGCUGUUGCCACAAGUGCAUGGACAAGAGUCGAUGAACAAAUUAACGAACUGCAAAGCGAAACAAGUUCAACGUCAGGAUAUAAUUGUGCAAGCAGCUUGCGAACCAUCUGAUGGUUCAUUAGCUUUACGAGAAGUUGCUUUUGACAAGCUUGACGUACGAUCAGAAUUCUGGUUAGGUAUUUGUGUUGCAACCGUUGUACUUCUAAUUAUAAUAGGAUUUCUAUUCGUCAAGUAUGCCACACCUAAAAGGCCGAGGAGUGCACCGAAUAAACCUUGAAUCGUAUUGAUAGCCGCACGUGAUGACAUCACAAAGAUAUUCUUUUCUGUCUAGUACAAAAGUUCUAAUACGUUUAAGAUCCCACUUUUUUUUCACGUAAUAUACCACUUUUUGAAUACUCAUUCUGAGAUUUUAUAAAACGAAUAACCGGUGUCAGUUAACAUUGAAAUAUGUUUUCAUAAUUGAACCGAAUGGCAAGCAGGUUAAGUUAUUUUUACAUGAAAUUUUCCAGAAUCGUAUUAAAGCUUCAACGGACAAGAUGCGCAACGCAUCUGAGAAACACGAAUUUAGAUCGUUUACGAUCAGCCACGUAAUUUCUUGAAUCUGUGCAGCGUUAGUAUCUCGCACACCAAUUGUUUAUCUUGGACUUUGAAAUUCACGUGUGACAUGCCGCUCGAGGAAUUGUUUAUCCAUUUUUAUUAGCUAUAAUUAAGUGCAGACGAAGAACUGACAGCGGAACAUUGAUGUUAACAUAUGCCUUGGUCGAGUUUCGUGAAAUACAAAGGACUCGCAGCCCUCGCAAAAAUAUUAUAAACAUUAUGAACAUAUACUGUGCGGGUAUGCCACCAUUUAAAUGAAUUUCUCGUCUCUCGACCAUUCGUCACAUUUUAAACAGUAUCUUUAUUAUUAAAGCCAUGCUUCCAUACUCAUAGAUCCCCUGUACGUUUCCAUCUUACUGAAAAGUCUUGCCUAACUCGUCGCGACUUUUUAAAGGUAAUAUUCUUUGAGAACUCGCAGAUUAGACAAAUGGAUACGUAACAGGAGAGUAACCCCGUCGAUCUAUUAAAUAAGAGACACGCUUAUCGAGACAUCCGUCCCUAUUAUUAUAACUCCUAACUUAGAUAUAGAUGAUGAUACGCAUUCGUAAGAUAAUAAAAAUUUUACUCUAAUCAUUUUUAAAAAAUAUUGA